Messenger RNA from Ilex paraguariensis (yerba mate), 1340 nucleotides. The record is from the annotation of a GenBank genome assembly. Lineage: Eukaryota; Viridiplantae; Streptophyta; Magnoliopsida; Aquifoliales; Aquifoliaceae.
CUUCUCCGGUCACUCCAAUGGAACAGUCUUCUAGCGAACAAUCUCAAUCUCAAAAUCCGGUACCUGAAGAGUGCUUGAAGCUCUUGAAAGGAGAGAGAGACGAGCAGAAGCUCGCCGGUCUUUUUUUGGUGACCAAAUUCUUCAAUAAGGACGACAAUACUUCUUUUAGCACGGUUUACGAUGCGGUCGGUCCUCGAUUCCUCGAUCGACUGUUACGAACCGGUAAUUCUGUUUUCCUAAAUCAUUAUGUUCUAUUUUCUCUGCUUUUAAGCAAAUAACCAGAGUUGAAUCCAAGUUUCUGAUUACAUAAUCGAACAAACUCUGGAUUUGGCCUAGCUGAAAUGAGUUUUAUUAUUCCUAUUUGGGAAAAAAAUGAUUUUCGACAGUCAGUGAGGUAGUCACACCUGGAUGGAUCAUACCAAUAUUCCUGCUGCAACACCAAAGGGGGUGUUUGGAUCGCCGUGGAUGGAUUGGGUUGGAUUGAAUUUGAAUCCGAAUCCAAUUCAACCCAGUACAAAGUAGUCCGGGUUGAUUCAAUCCUAACAUCUUUGGAUGGAAAACAUUUGUUUUGUGUGGCCCAUUCACAUGUGUAGAUGGAAGUCCGUGAAAUGACCAUUGCAUCAUUUGUAAAGAAAUCUAAUCCAAUGCUAUACCAACUUUGGAUUGGUUUGAUGUCAAUCCAAAAUAAGGAAGAUUAGGUACUUAGUUUUGAACAAAAUUUUGAUUUAAUAAAUUGCAUUUUUUAACAACACAAAGCCGAAAAUUUGUUUAUAAUUUUUUUAAUUGAAUUUUGUACAACACAAUUCAUCACUUUUGAUAUGCCUUGUGUAUCAAAAGUAAAUGUACAAGAGAAAUGCAUAAUUGUAAUCCGAAAAUACUACUUAUUGAGGCAAAAAAAACAUAAUAAUAGCUAAUGGCACAUAUUAUACGCUAGUUUACCCUAUAAUUUGUCUUGUUAUGACCCUCCCUAACAAAAAAAGACAAUAUGGAUAAGAUUUUAAAUAGGACCUAAAUACAUAUAUAUGCCUUGUACAAAGAGCAUGCAAAAUAUAGGCAACAAAGAAAGUGAUUAAAUAUCUGUUUGUUCUAUAAGUGUAAUUAUAUAUAUAUACCAAAAUGACUUGUGGAUACAACCAUAAUUAGUGGAUACCGUAAUGAGUAAGGGUUAACUGCAACAAGUCAAUCAUCAAUGACAAUGACAUCAACUUUUGGGCUAGAGAAAACUAAUGGGCAUGAUCCAACACUGUCUGAAGGUUGGGUGCUUGAUGAAGGAACAUCAUUUUGAAAAUAACUUCGAAAAAUUGGUAGCUCGAAUAGGGAUCUAGACAAUACUCUGUACC